This is a messenger RNA of Drosophila suzukii, 1529 nucleotides long. RefSeq names its product spaetzle-processing enzyme-like. Gene Ontology annotation, molecular function: serine-type endopeptidase activity. Gene Ontology annotation, biological process: proteolysis. The record is from RefSeq and is a predicted model, not a curated record. NCBI's taxonomy places the organism in Eukaryota, Metazoa, Arthropoda, Insecta, Diptera, Drosophilidae.
UGGUUAUCAGUGCCUUUUUAUUAAAUGUUUUAUUUAUUUUAUGUUUAUGUCCGCAUAAAGCUUUAGAGCUGUCUACAAUUUCAUAAUAAAAAUAUUAAGCUAAGCUUGUACAAACUUAUGAGGGGAAUCAAAUCUACUUCAUUUAAAUUCUAAUCCCCAGAGGUUAAACAUGUUUUUGGAACAAAAACUUUAUAUUUCGUUUUUGCUUCAGGCCUUUCUCUCGGCUCUAGUAUUUGCCUGUCAACCGGAUGAACAAUGCGUCAGAUUGGACACUUGUAACCCACUUAUGAAGUUUCUAAGGCCCUGGGGAAUGACGACUGCUGAGAGAGAAAUAUUUCAUAACCGACAGUGCAGCAUAGACAAUACAAGGAGCGUAUUAUUGCACCAAGUUUGGAUCUGCUGCCCGCAGAGUGGUGAUGUCCUGCCAAAUAAUCAGAUAUGUGGCCAAACCCCGCCCGCUUUUCAUAUAACAGCUGGAAAAGAGGCGCCUCUGAACGGGUUUCCCUGGAUGGCCAUGCUAUUAUACGCCAAUUCUUUUAGUUCGACGCAGGAUACUGUACCCAGGUGCGCGGGAUCACUGAUCACCAAUCGCUACGUUCUCACCGCAGCCCACUGUGUGAACAUAAAUGGAAUGGAGCUCCGGAGAGUGCGCCUCGGAGAGCAUGACACCUCCUCAAAUCCAGACUGCAUCAUAUUAAUGAGUGGAAAGAAGAUAUGCGCUCCCCCGCAUCUGGAAAUCAAAGUGGAGCUGGCCAUCAAGCAUGAGCACUACGUGGCCAUAGAAGGGAAGCACUACAACGACAUUGCCCUGUUGCGACUCCAAUUUCCGGUUCGGUAUACGGAGCAAAUCCUACCCAUUUGUAUUUUUCCUAGCGAUAAUUUAUCGAAUCCUUCCUUUGACAACUACAAUUUGCAAAUAGCGGGCUGGGGCUCUUCGAAUAUGCAGAACUCCAGCAGUAUAUUAUUGUAUGCCAACAUCCAGGGCAGGAACCCGGAUGAGUGCUCAAGAAGCUAUUCGUUCUUAGGGAUAAACAAGGAGACCCAAAUAUGCGCAGGUGGCCAGAACAGAAAGGACACCUGUAAAGGAGACUCUGGCAGUCCGCUGAUGGCCACAAUGGGAUGGGGCGUGGACGAAUUCGUUUAUUUAGCCGGGAUUACCUCCUAUGGAUUUAACCAGUGCGGAUAUUGGCCAGCAGCUUACACAAAAACUUCAAGUUAUGUCAAUUGGAUACAGUGGAGUAUGUCGAGAUAUGAACACAAUUAGUUAAGUAUAAACAAAACCAUUUAUGUUAAUUGGAAGGCAUUAAAAUGUAACUCGCAUGAAGCAAUUGAUUUUUCUUAUGGAAUGGGAUUGUAUGUUUUAGCCUUCAGGUAUAUUUUAUAGAAAGAAUAUGGCAUCUGGUACGCACGUUUUGUAAAGGUUUAAAUUGCAUUUGGUUUUGAUUAGCAAUAUCCAUUUAUAUAUAAAUAAAUCAAAUCGCACUAUCCAUUAAAAAGUUAAAAGCACAUAAAGGAAUCGACGCUAGAUG